AUGGCCCCCAACGACUACAGUGCCUCUCUGUCCAACCACAACCCCUCCAAUUACAACAAGCAUGCCGACUUUGUGUACGCUGCCAAGUACACAUCGGCAGUGCUCGACCUCCUGAGCCCUCAACCGGGAGAGGCGAUCGCUGACCUUGGAUGUGGCACUGGAGAGCUCACUCUCAAGAUCAAGGACGCUGUCGGCCCUCAGGGAGCUGUCUGGGGCAUUGACUCUAGUCAGAGUAUGCUCGACAAGGCCAGCGUUGCUGGAGAGAAGGUUGGCAUUCAAUUCCGCCAGGCCGACAUUCAGGACUAUACCACUCUGGACCCAUCUCUCAAGGGCAAAUUUGACGCUGUCUUCUCCUCUGCAACGUUCCACUGGUGCAAGGGGAACCCCGGCGGCGUGGUUGACACUAUCAAGUGGCUCCUUAAGCCCGGCGGAAGAGUCGCCUUUGAGUUCGGGGGCUUUGGAAACACGUCAGUACACGAAUUCAUCAUCAUCCUUAGAGCAGGCACUAACUUAAUCAGAGUUGGAAUUCGUGCGGCUCUUCAUGAAGUUCUCCGCCGUCGUGGCAUUGACCCUGUUACCCGUGACCCCUGGUACUUCCCGACGGCUCAGCAGUACACCAGCCUUCUCCAGCAGCACGGCCUGACGCCGGGCAAUGUUGCACUCUACCCACGUCCCACCCCCCUCACCACAGACCUAGUCGGUUGGCUCAACACUUUCGCUCGCAACACUUUCUUCACCGGUAUUCCUUCCAAUGAGGCAGACGCUCUGAUUCAGGAGGUAGCCGACAUAUGUCGCCCCGAUGCCUACUGGAAUGACGCCUCUCCUGGUGAUGCCGCGAAGGGAACCGAUGCUGCUGCUGCCAAGGACGGUUGGGAGAUCAUGUACGUGCGUCUCCGCGGAAUCGCCACUCUAUAG
Messenger RNA from Vanrija pseudolonga, 915 nucleotides. RefSeq names its product putative methyltransferase8c (gene SPCC70.08c). The transcript has 3 exons. The coding region runs from base 1 to 915 and encodes 304 amino acids. The record is from RefSeq and is a predicted model, not a curated record. Lineage: Eukaryota; Fungi; Basidiomycota; Tremellomycetes; Trichosporonales; Trichosporonaceae.